UUGUGUUUUGUGGGCUUUGUGACCUUCUCUCUCACAACCGAAGGAUUCCGUGUCUCUCUCCUUCACUCCAUUUCGUCGCCGCGUCUCUCCAUCUCUCCUCGACGACUCCGGUGAUUUCUUCAUCUCGUCACGAUCGGAUGAAGGAUUAGGCGUCACUCUCGAUUCCUCACGUUUUCGUCUACGAAGACUCUUGGUUCCUCUCCUACCUCACCGUCGACCGUCGUCACUAACGGAAGGAGCUUCGAUCCUCAUCUCGAUCCAUAUCCACUCGAGGAGAUCUCUCUUCCCACCGCGAUGUUGAAAGCUCGUGUCUACACCGACGUGAACGUGAUCCGUCCCAAAGAGUAUUGGGAUUACGAGUCUCUCAAUGUUGAGUGGGGAGCUCUGAACAAUCUUGGGAGCAUCUACAUCGAUUGUUCGAUGCUAGAUCAAGCUGAAACUGCAUACAAGAACGCUCUAGAGAUCAAACACAUUCGUGCUCAUCAAGGCCUAGCAAGAGUUUACUUCCUGAAGAAUCAACGUAAAGAAGCGUGCGAGGAGAUGACAAAGCUGAUUGAGAAGGCGUUUAGCAAAGCAGCAGCCUAUGAGAAACGGUCUGAGUACUGCGAACGUGAAAAAGCCAAAGAGGAUCUCGACAUGGCCACAACACUUGACCCUCUUCGAACCUAUCCUUACAGAUACUGAGCUGCUGGUUGGUGCUUAAGCUAGAAGGAGAUCGUUUUUAGAAGCAAUGGUUCUUCAUGGGAUUGUAUCAUCACCAUUACGAAGGCCACACGCGCUAAAGAAGCAACAGGAGGACUUGGGUAGCUUCUCCACUGUUUUCUGGAGGCCUCGAUUGAAACAGGUGAACUUUAUGUGAUAGUUAGCAUGCUCUGCAUUUUCAUUUCAUUACUCUAAUCUUUGCAAUGAUAUAAACAGAGACGCACGUUUUUCU
This is a messenger RNA of Brassica oleracea var. oleracea, 934 nucleotides long. Its product is annotated as ETO1-like protein 2. Gene Ontology annotation, biological process: negative regulation of ethylene-activated signaling pathway. Gene Ontology annotation, molecular function: protein binding. The coding region runs from base 295 to 684 and encodes 129 amino acids. The transcript is spliced from 3 exons. Lineage: Eukaryota; Viridiplantae; Streptophyta; Magnoliopsida; Brassicales; Brassicaceae. The record is from RefSeq and is a predicted model, not a curated record.